Molecule: messenger RNA, 1436 nt
Organism: Thamnophis elegans (Western terrestrial garter snake)
Lineage: Eukaryota; Metazoa; Chordata; Lepidosauria; Squamata; Natricidae
Product: twisted gastrulation protein homolog 1-like
Exons: 5
Coding region: 87-740 (217 amino acids)
Biological process (GO): regulation of BMP signaling pathway
Source: RefSeq, a predicted model, not a curated record
AACCGGGGGGCGACCCAUCUCCGCCCUUCCCACCGCCCCAAAAGACGCCCAAGGAGGCUUCGCUUGCCCAGGGACAGCUGGCAGCCAUGCGCUGGUGGGUGGUUGUGCUUUUCGUGGCAGCCGCAUGGGCUCUGGGUGCCCACAGCAAGGGGUGCAAUAAAGCACUCUGUGCCAGUGACGUCAGCAAGUGUUUGCUGCAGGAAAUGUGCCAGUGCAAAGCCAAUCGUACUCGUUGCUGUCGGCAGUGCGCGUUCUGCCUGGCUAAACUCUGGGAGCCUUGCUGUGAGUGUGUAGGUCUGUGUGAUGAACGCAUCUCAACGGCUCCCCAUCCGGCUCAACGGAGUUCCAUGCACGAUUUGGUGUCUCCGGUGCCGUCUCUUUUCCGGGCCCUCCUGGCGCUCUCCAACAAUCACCCGGCUCUCGGCUGGAGCAUCGCGACUCUGCCAUUAGAAGAGGAACUUCGGCAAAAUCACGUGGAUACCGGCCACCUUCUGCUGGGACCACAUACAGACCUGGCCCUCCCGGAUCCCGACACCGCCAAGGGCCCGAAUGCGACGGCGCCAGCUUGCCAGUCCAUUUACUUCAACGACUGCCUGUCCAUGAGCCGUUGCCGUGCAGCCUGUCAGUCGGUGGGCGCCUGGCGUUACCGGUGGUUUCACAGCGCCUGCUGCCAAUGCUUGGGGCCGGAUUGCCAGGGCUACGGAAGUGCCCACGCGAAUUGCUCCCGUUGCCAGGACUGAGCGGUGUUGCUUCGGCCUUCCUUGACUCGCAGAGCGUCGCGUCGCCCUCCCCCCCCCUCCGCUUUUCCGCCCAGCCUCCCCGGCAAAACCGCAUUGCAGCCAUGACAGGGAGUCCUCGACUGACAAGGGAGCGAAGCCUUUCCGUUGUUAAGCGAGGCGUUUGUGAAGUGUGCUUGGCCCAAUUCGACCACCUUGUUCAGUGAACUCGCCGCGGUCGAUAAGUUAGCAACGCGGUUGUUAAGCGAAUCUUGUCAGAAGGGUUCGGGUUCGGGAUGACCUUGGGACACAGCCGGGGUUGUAAGUAUGAAUCGGCUGCCAAGCGUCUGAAUUUUGAUCCCAGGGUCAUGGGCUUGUUACGAAGGUCGUAUGUGUGAAACACGGCCCUAAGUCACUUUUUUUCCAGUGCCGUCGUACCUUUGAAUGGCUACUACAUGAACUGCUAUGAGUCGAGGACUUCGCUGUAUGGCUUCCUGCUUCCGCCUGCUUCCAAACCCAGAUAUUUUCAGCAGCGAGAACAAGUUUAGGGGGCCACAGAAGACCCUCUGCCCAGCCCAGGAUUUCCCUCUGCAGCUGGGGGGGUCCAUCUGUCUUGGGAUCUCACCUGGGACAUUUUUCCUUCCUCCCCCCCCCCUCCCAAGUUUUGCUGAAAUUAGCCCUGUGCACGAAUCCUCAAAUUCUUUCUUUUAACAAUGCAAA